This is a messenger RNA of Bacidia gigantensis, 981 nucleotides long. RefSeq lists its product as uncharacterized. Gene Ontology annotation, molecular function: oxidoreductase activity. Bases 1 to 981 code for a protein of 326 amino acids. The transcript has 2 exons. The record is from RefSeq and is a predicted model, not a curated record. Lineage: Eukaryota; Fungi; Ascomycota; Lecanoromycetes; Lecanorales; Ramalinaceae.
AUGGCGUCGACUACAACAGCCUUACCAGCAACUGCCCCCCAUCUCCUCAAUCUCAACAACUUCGAGCCCCAGCUCGCCCCUCAAACCACCUUACAAGCUUCUAAAACCAAGCCCGGGCGCAAAGACGUUACCGCAGAUUUCAACUACUACCUUGACCCCGGUGAUGGCAGCGAACCAUCACCAACCUACGUGGGCAAGCCAGAAACAUACUUCCGCCCAGCCGAUACUCGCUCCGCACUCGUCCACGACAUCCGUGGCGAAGAGGACAAGUAUAGCCUCGACACCACCGGGUUCCAGAUCUUCCAUCAUAGCAGCAACGAGACUGCCUUCGAAGACGAUGAACAUAUCAAAGAAGUAUACUAUCCCGAGAUUGAACACAUCUUGAAAACUGCGACCGGUGCAUCUCAAAUCUUCAUUUUCGACCACACCAUCCGCCGCCAACCUGCUGACGCUCGGAACCCGGAUCCUAACCAAACGAAAGCAGCUCAAACCCUCUGCGGUCCCGUGCAACGCGUCCACAUCGACCAAUCCUACACUGCCGCCCCCCAACGCGUAACGCACCACCUGCCCGAGCAAGCCGAGCGCCUCCUAAAAGGCCGCUUCCAAAUCAUCAAUGUCUGGCGGCCCAUCAAAACCAUCCGCAAAGACCCCCUGGGGGUGGCGGACGCGAAUUCUGUGCCUGAUGAGGAUUUGCUACCUGUGAAGCUGAUCUAUCCGGAUAGGGUUGGGGAGACUUUUACGGUGAGGCCCGGGAAGGCGGGAGAGGCGGGAGAGGGGAGGGAACGGGGGCAUAGCUGGUUUUAUUUGAGGGAGCAGACGCCGGGGGAGGUCAUGUUGAUUAAGUGCUUUGAUAGUAAGACGGAUGGGAGGGCGAGGAGGGUGCCGCAUAGUGCGUUUGUGGAUGAGAGUACGGAGCAUGAGGAGCCGAGGGAGAGUAUUGAGGUCAGGGCGUUGGUGUUUCAUCCUGACGAUACGGAGUAA